CGCUUUUCGUUGAGAAGUCCAGCAGAGGGGUCAUUGCCACUUCUUGUCAGUGAGGAAGCUGCCAGUGUCAACAGUGCCAAAGAAAUCGAAGUCUACAGGAGGAGUGCAAUUACCAGUAGUGACCUGAGUUUGUGUUAGGUGCAUCUAAUGCCAAUUCCAGAUGUCAUUCUAAUGAUCCGGAAACAAUGCCGAGCUAUUUAAAGGAAAGUGAAAAUUCUCCCAAGGGAACUGCUCCUAGUUAUGGGAUCGUUGUGCAUGUAUAUAAACCAGAGAGUAAAAAUGCCCUUCCUAGUGAUCCGCACACCUUCGUAACAUUUACUGAUACAAACAAAGAGUAUACCUUCGAAAAGUUAUGCAUUGAGACGGCAAAGAAAUGUAAGAUUGGUCCCUCAGCCCUCCAACUCUUUGGAUUGGUCAGUCUGAAAGAUUAUCAACUAUGGCCACCAUUAAGUUUCAGCAUAACACCUCCGGCAAAUGAACGCUUGGAAUAUGUGUUUCGAAUUCGGUACAAACCAUUGCUGGAAAAACUAAACACGAUAUGGCUGCGCGACAAGGAAGUGUUCAUGUAUCUGUAUUAUCAGAUGUUGGACGAUUUCGUUACGGAGCGGUUAAGCGACAUGUACUUCCAGAAACUGGAGCAAGAGCAGCAGCUUGGCCAUGCCUUAAAUGCUCUUGUCAUGUAUGGAAAAAUCAACAAAAUACCUAUGGAGAAGCUUCGAAAUGACUACACGUUGUACUUGAAAUUCCUACCGAAAUCAUGCAAGCAAGAUUUCAAGGCUUUGACCCCAAAAUUGCGGCUGCAGAGCUCGUUGAAGAGUUGGGUUGAGACUGAAUACAAUGACAAAGAAAAGGAGAAAGCAGAACUUCAUUGUCAUUGCUUCAUGCAUGAUCUGCUGGCAAAACAGACAGAGUAUAUGAUGGAGCGGUACGAAGUUGACAGCGAUCGUACCAAAGUCCUCUUCAUUGACCACAAGGGCGUAUAUUCCAGCAGUGGUGGAAAAAAGCCAGAGACUUUGUUAUGGACGAUUGAUGAGGUGAUGUCUGGUCACCUGAAUGCAGAGAAAGGAGCCCUGAUUACCCUGCGGCAUACACCACCUAAAGUGUUUUCAUUCCCAAAGAAGGAGUAUGCUGAGUCAUUCCUUGCCGCCCUCGACGGUUACUACCGUCUAAUUGUCAACUAUUACCACCAGCUGUGCAUGACCAUGGUCAGCCAAGUCAGUCAGUAUAUUAGUCCACGUUCCCUGAAGAAGCUGAAAGACCUGAGAUGGCAUGGACCUAUAAGAUAUGAGGAUGCCUGUAACCUGUUAAAAGACAAGGAGGUUGGUGCCUAUAUUGUCAAGCAAGAUACAGCUAGAUUUGAUACCCACGCCAUCACAGCCAAGCUACAGGGUCGACCGAAACCUUGCACAAUUCCAUUCCGCUAUGAUGAAAAUGACAAGAUCAUAGUCAAUGUUACGGGAAAGGACGUUGUGUUUAGCUCUUUUGAGGAGAUGCUGAAGAAUUAUGAAUUGACUGAGCGUCUGCGACCAACAGAAGAUGACAAAAGUCUGCUGUUGUGUAAGUCAAAAAAGAUUCAAGAAGAACUGGACCCUGACAUGUCACCCACUGCAAGUGUAGGCAAGGGGCCCCGGCAGGUUACAUGUGCUCUUGAUAGCAGUCUAGAUAUUGCAGAAGUUGUUGGGAAAGGCGUGUUUACUCAAGUGUUAAGGGGCAAGUUCCACAGAGGUGACGCUGACCUUGAAGUGGCCUUGAAAAAAAUAUCCGAUGGGGUGCACUAUAGCGACAUAGGCCACCUGAUGGAGGCUCUCCAGCAAGGUGUUCAUCGGGCGAUGCAGUGGUCUAACCCAAACAUCUUGAAAGUCCAUGCCGUCUGCCUAUCUUCUCCAUUCCGUGCCGUGAUUGAGUACGCCCCACAAGGCUCCCUGAACGACUACCUGAGAACUGUCAAUGAGCCUAUAUACUUGACACAUCUCUACACUGCAGCCUACUAUCUUUCCCUCGCUCUUAGCUAUUUGGAUGAAGUAAAGAUUCCACAUGGCAAUAUCCGCUGCCGAAAUGUCCUAGUCCUGUGGCACAACGAGAUGGAAGUCAAGGUCAAACUUGGUGACCCUGGUUUGUCUAGUCUCUACAGCUUUCAUCGCAUCAGUGACCCGGUCAAUCAAGAGAGGUCCCCAUGGUUGGCCCCAGAGCUGAAGGAUCCCUUGGUGCCAACGAUCCAUUCUGAUAUCUACGCCUUCGGAACAACGUUGUGGGAAAUAUUCAUGUUUGGAGAGCUCCCUCGUCCCAAUGAUACCCAGGAAGACAGGCUUCAAAAACUAAGAAAGAACGUGGACACCCCGGAUGCUAUUUUCGAACUGUUGAACGAAUGCUGGGAAGAAAAUGUGGAAAAAAGGAAAAAUACGCAGGAAAUUAUCCGUGAUUUCUGGGCCAUGAUCCUGGCAGUCGAUCCCCAAUAUGGCACCUACUACACCAUUGCUGAUGAUGAGGAGGAAUCCAGCGGCAUGCCUGACCUACAACGCUUGCAGCAGAACAGCGCCGCCUCCUGGAACAGCUCUAACGCUAAGAACCCGUUGAUGAAGAAACCCAUGCUAACCCUCGGCGCCACUAAACCGUUAGAUAAUCACAACAUUCCAAGACUUUCGCCGCCUCCUACUCCAAAGGAAUCAUUUCUAGUGCGGCUGCCGAUGACGAGCGGCGGAGGGAGUAUGAUGUACGGAUCGCAAUCCCAUUUCCGUUUCGACGCGCCCAACCCACACAACGUCUCGUCCAGCACUUUCGGUAGUCUCAUGUCGCCGACGUCUUCUCUACACAGCCUUCAUGUUGACACGUCGUUCGGUGCGACGUCCACGACGCCCCUCUUGGGGAUGAUCUCACCCGAAGGCCAGGGCGGCUUCUCACCAUCAUCAGGGGCGACCAUCACUCCGCCAAUACAUUCUGGCAUGUCUGGUGAUUACUGUGACAGCACCAUGGACAGCCAAGAACCCCUUCUGCCACCCAAGAGGAGAGACAUGCCACACUUCCAAUCUCAUCAGAACCAGCAUGGCCAUCACAACUCCCACAACCCUAACUUGGUGUCACCUGAGCUGCCGUCCCCCUCGACCAGCUGUGAAACCAUUGACACUGGUAAUACCUGCAACAGUCAACAGCCGCUUAUCAAGACUAGAACCGACCCGCCCUCCCUUCCCAGGAGAAAGACCCAACAGCAUACAAAUCCAAACUUCAGAUUCAGUGACAGCAGUCAAGAAUUGGACGACAACACGCGUAGUUUAGCGAGGAGUUGUGAUGAAUUGAGUGCCCAUCACGGGGGUCGACCACUACCAACACCACCGAUGCAGUCCCACAAGUUAGAAUAUGUCAUCAAACGAAAAUUACUGAUCUUUGGUGAAAAACCCAAGCGAUUAGGAUCUGGAAACUAUGGCUCAGUAUUCCGGGCCACCCUCCUGCCCGACAAGAGCAAAGUUGACUGGGAAACUACACAGCCUGAGCAGGUGGCUGUCAAGAUUCUUUAUAAACAGGAGGACAAAUAUCGGAAAGAAUUUGAACACGAAAUCGAUCUGAUGACCAAUUUGAAGCAUGAAAAUAUUGUUAAGAUUGUUGGAAUGUGCUUAGAACAUAAAGACCAGCCAUUGCUUUUAGUUAUGGAGUAUGUUGAAAAUGGCUCCCUGCAUCGCUACCUCCGAAAGCAAAGAAAUUCAACAAGACCAAAAAUGAUGGAUCAACUGACCUGGUGUUUAGAAAUUCUCGAGGGAAUGCUGUACCUCUGGGAACAGAAAGUUGUCCACCGUGAUCUUGCCACCAGGAAUGUUCUUGUGACCAAGGACAUCAGUAUGAAGAUCAGUGACUUCGGUCUUGCUCGUACCCUUGAUCCUGAGAGGGACUAUUACAAGUGCAGAAACCCAAAGGCUGAAAUUCCAGCACUGUGGUGUGCUCCAGAGGGAUUGGAAUAUCGCAAGUUCACCACCAAAGGUGACGUCUGGAGUUACGGCGUGACAGUCUGGGAGAUAUUCAGUCUUGGAAAGAGGCCGAUCUUGUGUGAGGAUUUCAAGGAAAUGCUCAACAAACUUCAGAGUGGUGUCCGUCUAGAUCGCCCAGCGAUGUGCCCCCGGGACGUCUUCGAGAAAAUCUUAUUGACAAUGUGCUGGGAAUAUAAUGACGACCGACGUGCUGAUUUGCCGCAGGUUUAUUUGAAAUUACGCGAACUUAUCGCUGCCAAAGAGCAGGAGUCAUCUUCUGAGGAUGUCUCCAGUAUUUGUACUGAAACCACUGAUCAGACCCACAGUCCUGAGAGUCCUGACAAUGUAUCUGAGGCUGCCGCUGAUGCGGUGAUCUCGGAUACCUAACUUUCAUUCAGGUUUCCAUUGGUAACUGCCCUGAUUGCCUGACUGUAUAACUUAUCAUGUUUGCAUAUGUAGGAGAGGAAAUGCGCAACUGUGAGUUUGGCUGUGUCCCGGCCACCUGCUACUCUGAGAUGAGACCAGAUGAAAAGACAUUACUGGGUGGGCCGCGAUUCUCAACUUGUGCAGAUAUGCACCUGCAUACAGAUUAUGUAUUUGUUUGAACUUGUUUAAACUAGAAUGGAAGAUUGUUUAUUGUUUGGAGUUCGAACGACACAUGUUGUUCAAAUCUUGCCUUAUAAAUAGAAGUUUGGGGUCCAUUAGGACUGAAGGGAGAACAGGAUAGAUCCAAAUUCAGAGUGUCUUUUGUAAGAAGAGUCUUAAUAUGGAGUAAGCCUGACUUAGUUGUCUUGAGAAUGGGUAUAGGCCUUCUGUGAGCAUAAAUUUGGUAUUGUUGUACAUGUUACAAAAUUAAUGAAAAUAGGUCUUGUUGUGUUAGUAAGAUUACUAUGUCAGAUAUCACAAAAUACUAUUUGUUAUUUUUCCACAAAAUUUAUGACUUCGUUUAUUUUAAAUUGAAUUUAGGUUAUAGUAGUGCCUCAUGUUUAUUGCUGUCAAAUUUUUAUUCAUAGUGGUAUCAAAACGUUUUUUACUUUUUGUUGAAAGUACUUGCCACAACUAAUUCCCGCACAACUUCUUUUCCCUGAGAAUAUCAAGGAUUGUAGACCUGUAAAGAGAGAUAUUUUUUUAACCAUCUUUCUUUUGUUUGCAAUGAAACACGGUUGUUGUUUGACAACAAUGUGCAGUCUGCACUUUCGAGUUCUCAGAUUUUCUCCUCCGAGUACAUAAAUAGUGCAUGCAUUUCGUCCUUUGGGGGUUAAACGAUAUAUCAUGAAACACAUAUUAUUGUGAGUUAAGAAUAGUCCUGGAAAGUUGUGACAGAAAUAGAGUAGCUAAGUGUGACUUUGUCAGAUUAUGUUUUGAAUGAUGGAAAAACUUUUUCUGUGAUAAUUAAUCUAUAGUUAUUAGAUUGAAUUCUUGGGCCUUCAAGACUUAUAACUUACUGCUAAGUACCUCGUAUCUAAAGUCAUUAUACGUACAACAAGUGUCCAAGCAUCAAUUUUCAUCCAAAUUGUACUUUGAAAAUGAAUUUUCGAGUAUUUUAUCUAGGGAUCUGGAUUUUGGAUCAAGGACAUGUAAAAAUGUUGUGGGUUGUGCUAGCUUAGAUGAGUGUUUAAAAUGGUGUAACACACAUCCUGGUCAACCUGCUGUUCACGAAUGCCCCUGUAUCCAGUCACGUCAGACCAGUCCCUUGAACAAAAACCAUCAGACCUUUCACAUUUUUACCCCAUUGCUGAGCCUAUGCGAUUCAAUACAAUGAGGCAAACGCAUCUGGAGGUCUUAUUUAUGAUAUCGAAAUUUAAAGGUUCUGUACACAGUGUUGACUGCCCCCAUUUCUUAAUGUUAAGCACUUGGCAGAAAUCCCGUUUCUACUUCUCUGACACUUCAAUGUGUAUUCAAGAUAUUCCAGAAACUUGACAGUGAGACUUCGUGAGUAUAUAAGGAGUUAUUGUAUGCUCCUCUGUCCCUGCAUGUGUGCAGGGAUGGAGGAGAAAACCUGAUGCCAUAUUUACUGAGGAUUGGGAAAUAGAAGAUCUGAGUCUGGUUACAGACAUUCCAACAUAUUGGUAUAUACAAAAAAGUCAAAACUAUCAGCAUUUCGUGCAUUUGUACUUAAUUGAAAGCUUGUUGAAAUGGAUGGAAGUUUAUAUCAAAUUGUAAGUUUAUUUUUGUUUUACUCAAAGAUUCUGUGAUUAAUUUUGGCAUGGUUUUGACUAUUUCCUCACUGCUCGAGGAGAAACGUAUUCUGUAUAAAUGUGUUUGCAAGAAGUAACGCUAUUUGUUAAUGGUGUAUGUAUUGUCAUAUCAAGGUAAUGCUCUUUAGGAAUUGUCUCAAAAGUGAAUUGUGCCCAAGCAACAAAAUGAUUUUUUCUGUUGGUCGUCUUGGCCUUAACAUUUUGUGUGUUCUAGAAUAGCAUCAACUUUAAAAAAUAGAAAACGUUUGAUAAUUCAAUGCACGUUUUUACAUCAUUCAUUUCUGAGAUGAUCCCUUGUCAAAGUGAUGUCAUCUAUUGAUGGUGUAAGGUGUGGAUGGGCUUCCUUUCAUCGUGGUUUCAACAUACUAUGGACACUAAAGCCAUAAAUUCUUAGCUCUUCCAACUCUGUGUAGCCUACAAACUCAUUACUUUUCACUAGGCUGUAAAAGUAUAUCUGUAUUUCCUGUAGAAAGUAGUAAUUUGGUGUUUCAACAACUAAGACACUUCUUGAAAAAUUUACUGGGGGUAUUCCAAAUAUAUUCCAAAAAUGUAUGACAUGUGUUGUGAUAAAGAAUUACCAAUUUCCUGUCUGGUGUAGAGGGAUGCUAGAAAAUUGUAACAAAUUAUUCUUUUCAGAACAAAUUUUAAUAGGUCACAGUAAAUGUGGGACGAUGCCAUAUUUUAUUAAUUGUCUCUUUUUGAUGCAUCAUAUUCAAGAGUCGAGGGGGUGUUUGAAAACUAUGGAAAAUAACUGACAGUUACACUCAAAUAGAAUUUUUGUUUCUGAAAUGAUGUUAGAGAUUGGAAGGGUUACGGCCCAUUUCGCCUACUCCCAUUUCGCCUAAUUCUCAUUUCGCCUACAACCCAUUUCGCCUAAUUCUCAUUUCGCCAAAACCCAUUUUGCCUACUCCCAUUUCGCCUACUUCCCAUUUUACCUGCUGUAGUAUGGUUUGCCCAGAUAGUGGUACUAUAAAACUUUGUGGAUAAUGUGUAAAUAUUUUAAGUGGGUGUCUGCUAAGAAAAGGUGGGGUCCGAUAGAAGUACAUGUAGUUUCAAAUUAUAGCAGUUAAGGUGAAGAUAAAUGAGAUUUCUAAAGCAUUAUUCUUUGCAUACUUGUGCUCUCUUUAGAUAAACAAUACAGCCAUUUAACAAGUUACUUAUUAUUAAUAAGUAACUUGUUAUUGCCUGGCUAUAACCUUUUACAAUAGGGAGCACGCUUCUGAGCACCCCGUACACUGUUGCUAUCACCUGCAUUGUCCCCAUUCUUGAUGCGGUAGAGACCUGGGCCCAGCAAAAAGGCAGGGACACUUUUUUGGCUCACCCUGUAGUAGGUAUACGCCUGCCCCAUACCCAUAUACAGGCCCUAUAAAAUGUCCAAAAAUGCCUAAGAAAUAUGCCUUAAUAUCACGUAGUAGGCGAAAUGGGAAGUAGGCAAAAUGGGAAGUAGGCGAAAUGAGAAGUAGGCGAAAUGGGUUGUAGGCGAAAUGGGUGUAGGCGAAACAGGAGUAGGCGAAAUGGGUGUAGGCGAAGUGGGCGUAGGCGAAAUGAGAGUAGGCGAAAUGGGAUGUAGGCGAAAUGGGAUGACACCAUUGGAAGUGUCAAAUAUGUUUUGAAACAGCCAAUACAACUACAUGUUUGGUAAGUAAUUUUGUUGUUCUGCAGCAAGUUUUCAAAUGGUGCUUUAUAAUUUGUAACUGAUUGUGUUUACUGCUUUGACAUGAAAAAUUAAAGAAAUAAAUGUGCA
Messenger RNA from Lineus longissimus, 7895 nucleotides. RefSeq names its product tyrosine-protein kinase JAK2-like. The transcript has 18 exons. Gene Ontology annotation, cellular component: cytoskeleton; cytosol. The record is from RefSeq and is a predicted model, not a curated record. Gene Ontology annotation, biological process: cytokine-mediated signaling pathway; intracellular signal transduction; cell differentiation. The coding region runs from base 186 to 4340 and encodes 1384 amino acids. Gene Ontology annotation, molecular function: cytokine receptor binding; non-membrane spanning protein tyrosine kinase activity; ATP binding. Lineage: Eukaryota; Metazoa; Nemertea; Pilidiophora; Heteronemertea; Lineidae.